Necator americanus (New World hookworm) is the source of this 1122-nucleotide messenger RNA. RefSeq lists its product as uncharacterized. The coding region runs from base 1 to 1122 and encodes 373 amino acids. The record is from RefSeq and is a predicted model, not a curated record. The transcript has a single exon. Lineage: Eukaryota; Metazoa; Nematoda; Chromadorea; Rhabditida; Ancylostomatidae.
AUGGCCUCAAAGUAUCCGGGAUACAUUGCAUGUGAAGAAACAUGCGGCGGUGUUGUCUGCGGAUGUCUUCUCCCGAUGCCAGCAUGCUCAUUCUUGCGUCUGGCACAAGUACCAAAAAGUAAGUCAUUGUUUGAAAUAGUGCGCUGCACGGAGUGGACGCCAACAGUGCAGGUUGACAUUGAAAUAACGAUGUAUAACAGAGGAAAAGAAAAAUCGAUAAUUCUGACACCCUAUGUCACUCACAAGUACGAUGAGCUAUCGAUUACCGCAGUUUCAACUCAAAAACCACAUUUUCCUCCAAUGAACAGGAGAUUCGCUGUUUCCAAAAACGAGGCACUAAUGUUGCCAAAUGAUUUUAGUCUUUCUGUAGAAUGCGAGUCACAUAUCCAAACGAAAGAAGAAUUCUCAAAAUGCGAAAAUCACAUGGUUUGUACUUGUGAAAAUCUAAAGGCUCCUAGAAGAUGCAAGUGCCCACUAGGUUCUAUUAGGAACCUGCGUAAAGAGAUCACAAAUGUACUUCCCAUUAAAACCCCAUUCACAGAAUUAAGGUUAGAAGAAGGAAAUAUCAACGCCUAUACUCACCAACAUGAAACCACUAUUGUUCUUGAUUCAAGCCUUAUGUUCAACAGCGCGCAUUACAUCAUAGAAGAAUCUUGUGAUAUAACAUUUGAAGAAAUAAAAGGUUGCUAUAAUUGCCUUGAAGGAGCACAAGUUAAAGUCUCGUGCAUAGUUGGCAUUAAUGCCUGGGCAACUGUCCAGUGCGAAUCUCAAGUGUUCUCCAUCGAAUGUGGGCCAUCGAACAAAACUAAUAUAGUAUAUCUGGAUUUUAGUAACGCUCUGAUACAGCAAAAGUGUCGUACGUCUUGCAAUAGGCAUGAGAUCACAUUUGAUCUACAGGGAACACUUGUAUACCAUCCCAGAAGUAAGCGAAGUCAGGCUUAUUCCGAAGAAAAUAGUGAAGAAAACGCAAGCGAAUACUUUGGAAAUUUUGAUCUACCUGAUCGUCAGCCACUCUUGAAAGUUCUUGAAGAACACUGGAAAUUGGCGCUUGGAACGCUAGGUACCAUGGCAAUAACAAUAGGGUCACCUAUGUGCUGGCGCCCACCAUUGUUAUACUAUUGA